Molecule: messenger RNA, 2043 nt
Organism: Maudiozyma saulgeensis
Lineage: Eukaryota; Fungi; Ascomycota; Saccharomycetes; Saccharomycetales; Saccharomycetaceae
Source: the annotation of a GenBank genome assembly
AUGGAAAUGAUUAAAGACAGCGAGGAAAUUAUAGUCAAAUUUGGUAGCGAAGCUAAUCAACCUGAAAUCAUUUUUGGUCUACAUAGCCUAGCUAAAUUACAUGCUAUCUCUAUAGAAGAUUUAUACAUUAAAUGGGAACAGUUUGCUUGUCAGAAACCACAUGUUUUGACUAGAGUGACCGUAAAAAGUCUCGAGCCAUUUAAGCGCUUCCUACAAGAAGAAAUAGAGAAACGUGCAAAUUCAUCUGUGGGUAAUAUAUCUAACAACAGUAAUCAAUUAUCAGGUCCAAAAAGACCAAAAAUGUUAAAGGGGAUAAACAACAGUUCCUCGUUAUUUGGUUUCAACAUUUCUAAAACCCCAAUAGCGAAUAAGAAGAGAAAAUUAGGAGUUUCUAAUGAUUCACAUAACAGCGAUAGUUCUAUUAAACUUGAGUUCCCUGUUGAUGAUGUAAAUUCCACACCCAAAUCAAAAGGCGAAAUGAGCUUUGCCCCCAUCAAAUCAGAAUCCAACGGAAACAUUUCUCUAACAAAAACUAUGUAUUCAUCUGAAAAAACUGGCAAAAUAAUGGACUCAUUGAACCCGGAAAAUAUGGAAAUAGCCGAAGGAUAUACUCUAAAAGAAGAUGAUACUAUUGAUUCACAUGUUAGAAUCCAAUUAUUAAAUGAUCCUGAGAAAUAUAAGUUCAGAACAAUGAGACAAAACCUAAUUGAAUGUUCUGAUGUACUAGAUGAGCAAAUUGAACUAUUUACUAAAUUCGUUAAAGAACAUUUAAACAUUUCAGAUGCUGAAUUUGGUGAUCCAACCAUCCAAUCACAGGCUGAUGUAUAUGCAAUUGGAAGAAUAGUACCAGACUCUCCCCAAUACGACGGGUUUUUAAACACAGAGUCUUUAGCAUUAGAAACAUCGAGAUUAAAUGGUAUCGGUAGGAGAGUCCGUCUAAAUCUUGAACAAGUUAAAGAAGUUUCCCUAUUCUGUGGCCAAAUUGCUGUUCUGAAGGGAAAAAACGCAAAUGGGGAUUAUUUCCUGGUCGACAAGAUUUUGGAUAUACCAUACCCUGAUUUCCCACUGAGCUCUUCCGAAGAACUUUCAGAAUAUUCCGAUUUAAUGAAUAAAAAAUCUUCAAAGGUUAUCAUUACUAGUGGACCAUAUAUCCCAGAUAAUAGUUUUGAUUUAAGUUAUUUGACUAACUUUGUUGAAAAGAUAAACAGUGAAAUCAGGCCACAUAUUUUAGUAAUGACAGGACCCUUUAUCGACAUUACUCAUCCGACGGUUAUGUCAGGCAAUAUACCACAUUUUGAUAAUUUAAAGGCUCAACCUGCUACAUUGAACGAAUUGUUUGUAAAAUUGAUUUCACCGAUAUUGAAAAAAAUCAAUUCUUCAAUCCAGGUAAUCCUUACCCCCUCGACUAGAGAUGUUAUGUCUACACAUGCAUCUUAUCCUCAAGACUCCUUCGAUAGAAAGAUUUUACAAUUACCUAAAAAUUUCAAGUGUUUUACAAACCCUACUACAUUCCAACUCAACGAAACGUAUUUUGGAAACUCUAAUGUGGAUAUAUUUAAGGAUAUGAAAGAGGUUACAAAAGGUGGGGAAACUACAAUGUCAAACAGAUUUGAUAGAGUGGCACAACAUGUACUGCAACAACGUCGCUAUUAUCCUCAAUUUCCCGGUUCUAUCAAGAAAAUGACAAUUGCCAAGCCUAACUCGAAGGACAGUAAAAGUGCAGACUCUAAAAUCUAUAAACAUAUUUCUGGUGCUGACCUUGAAAUAGCAUACCUAGGUUUGACCGAAUUUGUUAGUAAUAUUACUCCUGAUAUAAUAAUCAUACCAAGUGAGUUACUCCCAUUUGCUCGUGUUGUAAAAAAUGUAAUCAUGAUAAAUCCUGGUAAAUUUGUUAAACCUAAUGGGGCUAACGGGACGUAUGCACAAAUCUCAAUAAGAAGUCCUAAUGUUAAUGAUGGUUCAUUGACAGAAAUACCCGGAGAAGAAAAUUUAUACCUUCACAACGUUUGGAAGAGAUCAAGAGUAGAUAUUGUGACAAAUUGA